UGGCAUAUUUUUAUAAACAUAUACGUACUCGAUGAAAGAAACUUUAUUAUAAGGUACCUACCUAUUACAAAUCAAAACGGUAGUUCUUUAUUGUUGAAAACUCCUGUGUAAUUUUUUUUUAUUAUUAUAUAAGCAUGGACUGGCCAAGCGUAAAAAAUAGUCACUAUUAGAAACUUAUAUCAUUUUAUUUUGCAAAACCAUUUGUCGUUACCAUUGGGGGAUUAGUUUACUUGGUGCAACGGUUCUCAGUGUAAAUUUCAAUCCAGCGAAAAAACGUUCGGUCUAGUUAUUUCAAAAUCCAUUAUGUUACGGUUUGUGUUGUUGAUGAGUUUUUUCUUCAGCUUUUGUUUAAGUGUGAAAUCACAAAAUAUAUCCAAAGAUUCACAUGCAGCCCUGUCUUCUACACCAAAUUUCGAUUCGCCUUCAGUUUACCAGGUAACUCAACCUGUGGAUCAUUCAGAAGGUCCCAUGUGGGAUGGCAGGAAAAAUAUCUUGUAUUACGUGGAUAUCCAUUCAGGCCGAGUACUGAGCUACAAUUAUAACACAAAAAAAGUCAACUUUAUUACUCUAAAAGGAGCAGUUACUCCUGUAAUUCCUGCUAAAAACAAUGAAAACAUUUUACUAGUUGGCUUGGACAGGUCAUUGGUUGCUCUAGAAUGGGACGGAGAAAAUGAGCUGGGAACACAAAGAACUUUGACUACAGUCUCGCAGCAAUUCCCACAAAGCCGUUUCAACGAUGGUAAAGCAGAUAAACGGGGACGUGUUUGGAUAGGUACCAUGGGUCAUGAAAAUGCGCAAACAAGAUCUCUAGACUCAAAUCAGGGCAUUCUUUACAAGAUGACCAGAGACAGUCUUAUAAGACCCAGAGUCGAAGUAGCACCUGUGAAUAUAAGUAAUGGUUUGAGCUGGAAUAAAGCCAACAAUAAGAUGUAUUAUAUUGAUACACCUACACGAAAAGUGAUGGAAUAUGAUUAUGACGAUGAAAAAGGUGAAAUUUCAAACCCCAGAAUAGCUGUAGACAUAACGAAAUAUACGACUUUGACUGGUAAUCCUGACGGUAUGACCAUCGAUCAAGAUGAUAAUCUCUGGAUAGCACUUUAUUCUGGCGGAUCCGUAAUUAGAGUUAACCCAAAAAAUGGACAACUUUUACAGGUAGUUCCUAUACCAGCCAGAGAUGUAACAUCGGUGAUGUGGGGCGGACCAAACUUGGACAUUCUUUUUGUAACAACAUCCAGAUUACAUUUGACUGAAAACGAGAGGAAAGUGUUUCCUGCUGCAGGCAGCGUUUUCGCUGUAACUAACUUGAAACGGAAAGGGACGCAAACAUAUUAUGCGGAUUUGGUGGAUUCAGUUAGAAGAUCGAAUCUUAUUGAUGCGAUUUUGCAAAAUACGAAUGAGUUAUUUGCUCCAGCGCCUGAAGAUGUUAAUAACUACCUUACUGUUGAUAAUUCACAGAAGAAGAGAACUGUGGAAAAGGAAGAUGUCCCGUUUUGGAUGGCCAUGAUUAAUACAAUUAGAAGUAUAUUUUGAAAAUUGGUGUAAGGGAAAUAAAAUUGCUUGUAAAUAAAUUGUGUUUAAAUUUUGUAUAACCGGCUACCUACCUUUUAUUCCGGCUCAAUAAAUAGUAAAAGAAACUCUUAACACUUUUAUACUUUUAUAAAAAAAAAAUUAUUGAAUAAUCGAAAUAAUCAAUUAGACUUAAAAAGUAUCCUGAAGAUAUUCCAUUAAAAAGCCAUGUUUAUCCUUGAGAAAACGAUUUGAAUGUUAGUAUUUGAGUUUAAUUUCAAAAGUUAAAUUUAGAUUCGAGCUAGUUAA
This is a messenger RNA of Ceutorhynchus assimilis (cabbage seed weevil), 1815 nucleotides long. The record is from the annotation of a GenBank genome assembly. Lineage: Eukaryota; Metazoa; Arthropoda; Insecta; Coleoptera; Curculionidae.